This is a messenger RNA of Clonostachys rhizophaga, 1734 nucleotides long. The record is from the annotation of a GenBank genome assembly. NCBI's taxonomy places the organism in Eukaryota, Fungi, Ascomycota, Sordariomycetes, Hypocreales, Bionectriaceae.
AUGUCGCCAAAUACGCAGCUAGUCCAGUCCACUCGGAGCUGCAGCUACAAAACUCUUGGUGAUGGUGACAAUGAGCCUCGGACCAUAUGCGUUCAAUAUGGAGAGAAGGACAUAUCCCAGUCAGACUCAACCCUUGUUGAGUUCCUGUCUCAGGAUUUUGAUCAAGGGUCCGUCGGAGACUACCAAGCAACUUUCAUAGAUGACUACGCCAAUAAUGUGCGUCUUCUUGGGCCGACCUUUGGCAAAGGAUUUCGGCCCAACGUCCAUCAUUUCCGCGAUGCCCCAUUCAUCAAGCGCUCUAAUGGGAGCAUCCCCCGUAUGAUCACAGAGGACGAGCGAACAAUGCUCGACCACAGUGGCGCGUUCAUUCUCCCCGAUGCGGAGAUCGCCAAUGGCUUCAUUAGAGCCUUUUUUGAUCGCGUCCAUCCUACCAUCCCUAUUAUUGAUCAAGCGAACUUCCGGCAGUCCUACCUACGGCCAUUCUCAGCCGACGGAAACGGCCCCCCGCUGCUGCUCAUCCAGGCCGUUCUCCUCUCCGGCUCGACAGUGUGGCAACAUCCUCGAUUGAAGCUGCCAGCCGAAGAAAUCUCAAAGCGGUUAUUUGCCCGGGCUCAUGCCCUCGUUUACCACCGUUUUGAGCAGGACCGCUUCACACUAAUUAUAGCGCAUUUACUCUUCAGCACAUAUACUUGCGACAGCUGUGACGACACCGUGCAGAACAUGUGGCUAUCACUGGGCAUUGCUGUGCGCAUUGCCCAAGGCCUCGGGCUGCACCGAGAUCUUGGAGCUGCGCGAGCAGACAGACAGCAUCGGUUGCAGUGGAAGAAGACGUGGUGGACCCUUUUCCUCCAUGAUACCCUCUGCGCGUUUGAAUGGGGCCGGCCUCGGGCCAUCCAUCUUGCCGACACCGACGUCGAUGAGAUAUGCGAAGCUGACUUCGACCCCCCCGAACUUGGAGCUCUUCCCUGCCGGGAGCAUGUUGACUUCUUCAUUUCGGCGAUACAUUUGUGCUACAUUAUCAGCGAUUGGCUUGACGAUCUACGGCCCGGGGGCCCGCAAACACAUCGGCGCAUAAGAAGACGUGAGGAUGGAAUUCACCAGGCUCGUGCAGAGCUGCAGAAAUGGUAUGACGGAUUGCCACCUACCAUGACUGCUUCCUCUCGGGGUAGCUCUUCGCACUACUCUCUCUGGUCUGGAAUGCUGAACAUCACGUACUGUGCUGCUGUUGUCCGAUUUUACUCAGUAGCUCCGGUUGAUCCGCGGAAGGUCCACGAAUCCGCCGUAGCCAUCAGCACAAUCUGCACCAGCCUGUUCAACCAAGGUCUUCUCAGCUCGGUCUGGGUGUACGCGAUCCACCAGCUCUACCUUUCCAUGUGCCACCAUGCAAUAGAGUCAAAAAGCCCGGACCAAAGUGUAGCGGCCCAAGGCUUAGAAAAUCUUUGCACCUCGUUACCGAUGCUGGAACAGCUAAGUCGGAAGAACUCCGUAGCCAGGCAGGCUUUCCGCUUCCUCGAUAACGUCGCUAAGAGAAGCGGCUCGGACGCACCUGCUGAUGAUCCCUGGCAAGAAGAUAGUAAUGCCUCGCUCUGGGCAUGGGAGAUGGAUGUAUGUGGCAAGAGUUUGGAGCCUGGCAAGAUUGCAACGGGCUCUCAGUAUUUCCUAAAUAGUAUCAUGAUUAUCAAGUGUUUCAAGGAUUUGGAGAUAGCAUUGGUUAUCGCACCUUCAACUCUAUAA